AUGGUCCUGGGAAUAACCUUCCUUUCCCUGACUGGAGUUGGGGUCCUUGGCAGCUCCUUCUUCCUCUCCCUUUGUGGCUCCACUUUGUUCACCAGCCACAAGUUGAGACCAAUGGACCCCAUUAUGGUUCAACUUGCUCUGAUCAAUGCCAUAGUUCUUCUUACCAGAGGAAUCCCAGUAGCAAUAUUAUAUUUAAGGACAAAAUAUUUCUUUGGAGAUACUGUAUGCAAAAUUCUAUUUUACAUCCAAAGGGUCAGCCGGAGCCUUUCCAUUUGUAUCACCUGUCUCCUGAGUACCUUUCAGGCAAUUAUCAUCAGUCCCAGUGGCUCUAGGUUGGCCAAACUCAAAGUUAGAGCCCCAAAGUACAUCAGCCCCUCCUAUCUUCUAUGCUGGAUCCUCAACCUGCUCACAGACAUUAACGUUCCAAUAUCUAUAAGCGGCCCAAAUAAUAGCAACAGCAGCCACACACAUGGAGUUAAACUUCUGUAUUGCUACUGGGAAAACACAUAUAAAGGGAUUAUCAUCCUGCCAUCCCUUCGAGACAUUUUAUUCAUGGGAUGCAUGGUAUGGGCCAGUAGCUACAUGGUGCUUCUCCUAUACAGACACCAUCAGAAGGUCCAACACGUUCGCAGAACCAGCCUCUCUCCAAGGAUCUCUCCAGAGAUGAAGAUUACAAGGACUAUCCUGCUGCUGGUUGGCACCUUUAUUUCAACUUUCUCUGUCAGUUGGAGCCUCACCCUCUAUAAAGUAUACAUGAUUCAUUCCACUGUUGAAUUGGUGAAUGUGGAAUCAAUCAUCAUAUUGAGUUUCCCAACUAUCAGUCCCUUUCUACUGAUUCACAGAGAUUUGCAAAUGCCCAAGUUCUGCUAA
This is a messenger RNA of Phascolarctos cinereus (koala), 870 nucleotides long. Its product is annotated as vomeronasal type-1 receptor 1-like. Gene Ontology annotation, cellular component: membrane. Gene Ontology annotation, biological process: G protein-coupled receptor signaling pathway. The record is from RefSeq and is a predicted model, not a curated record. NCBI's taxonomy places the organism in Eukaryota, Metazoa, Chordata, Mammalia, Diprotodontia, Phascolarctidae. Gene Ontology annotation, molecular function: pheromone receptor activity.